AUGGGCCCUCACCCGCCAUCGCCCAUGGCUCCACCUAGUUAUCCCAAUCAAUUUGAUGAACCGGUGCCGAUCCUCAAGAUUCGAGCUCAUAUAAAGAGGAAAGUAAGCAAGGAGUUUGGGGACUGGCUGGUGGAGAGUCGAAUAGUGAGUCGGAAUCUGGGUCAACUCGAGAUUGGGCAAGCCUCAGCUGCUAAGCAAAGAGAGGAGGAGCUCAAGAUCAAGCAGAGGCAAGCCGAGGAGCAGAGUCGUCUCAGUCUUCGGGACUGCGUUUACGCGCUUGAGGAAGAAGAUGAUGAAGGGCUAGACGGAUUCAGCGAGAAUAACAGGGAAGGCUAUGCUAACGGCGGGGCAGGGGCUUUGGGAUUUGAUUUGAUGCCCUUGUACCAAGCCCAUCAUAUUCACCAGACUCUUAGGCUGGAGGAUCGUUUCAGGCAGUAUUAUUUUGAAAACCGAAAGCUUCAAUUAACUUCGGAUUUUCAGGUAUCUUCAAUGACCCCUUAA
Messenger RNA from Coffea arabica (coffee), 501 nucleotides. The record is from RefSeq and is a predicted model, not a curated record. NCBI's taxonomy places the organism in Eukaryota, Viridiplantae, Streptophyta, Magnoliopsida, Gentianales, Rubiaceae.